AGUUGGUGGGGGUACGCAGGGUGUAGCUCCGCCACAAACGCUCCCGGGCUUCAGUUGCAGCAUAGCGUUGUGCGAGUCAACGUGAAACUUCCCAUCGUCUUCUCAGCUCACCUAGAUUUCAUAGAAAGCAAAAUGAUGCAAAAUGGCAUGGACGCAGUGCCCCAACAGAACGGCACUAUGCACACAAAUUCGUCAACGUCUUCAUCUUCAAAUUCACACAAUUCCUCUUCGCAAACUAAUACGGGUGGACAACAAGAAGAAAGUAAGACGAAUUUGAUUGUCAAUUAUCUGCCACAGACAAUGACCCAAGAAGAAAUCCGCUCCUUGUUCUCGUCUAUCGGUGAAGUUGAGAGCUGUAAACUCAUCCGUGACAAAGUUACAGGACAAAGUCUGGGAUACGGAUUUGUGAACUACCAUCGACCUGAAGAUGCAGAGAAGGCCAUUAAUACUCUGAAUGGCUUGCGGUUACAGAAUAAGACCAUAAAGGUUUCAUAUGCACGGCCAAGCAGUGAAGCCAUCAAAGGAGCAAACCUGUAUGUCAGUGGGCUGCCAAAAAACAUGACACAGCAGGACUUGGAAAAUCUGUUCAGUCCAUAUGGCAGGAUAAUUACUUCACGAAUUCUUUGUGACAAUAUCACUGAAACCAGCGAAAAAACAAGCAGUUCCGAGCCAGAAUCCAUGGAGCCUACUUCCUUAACGCGUCUGUCUAAGGGUGUUGGCUUCAUUAGAUUUGACCAACGUAUUGAAGCUGAACGUGCAAUCCAGGAACUUAAUGGCACCGUUCCAAAAGGUUCCACAGAAGCCAUCACAGUGAAAUUUGCAAAUAAUCCAAGCAACAACAACAAAGCAAUCCCUCCUUUAGCAGCUUACUUAGCUCCUCAAGCUCGGCGCUUUGGCGGACCGAUUCACCACCCGACGGGGCGCUUCAGGUACAUUCCACUGUCACCACUCUCCAGCACUGGCAAGACCAUGCUAGCCAUAAACAAAGGCUUACAGAGGUAUUCACCGCUAGCUGGAGAUCUGCUUGCCAAUUCAAUGCUACCAGGAAAUGCUAUGAAUGGCUCGGGAUGGUGCAUCUUCGUGUACAACUUGGCACCGGAAACAGAAGAAAAUGUCCUAUGGCAACUGUUUGGCCCAUUUGGUGCAGUACAGAGUGUUAAAGUUAUUAGAGACCUCCAAACCAACAAGUGCAAAGGUUUUGGCUUUGUAACAAUGACAAAUUAUGAUGAAGCUGUAGUAGCUAUCCAGUCACUAAAUGGAUACACUUUGGGAAAUCGUGUCUUGCAGGUGUCGUUCAAAACAAACAAAAGCAAAACCACAUAAGUGGCUGAAAGAACUUGUACAGCUGCUGUCACAUUGGCUGCUGUAGUGCAUUUUGCGUGACCGUGCUAGUCAUAAGCUGAAGCAGGUGAGAAGGCUGCACUUGUUUAAUAAUGAUCACUCUACGAAACCAGGAAUUGUGGACCUAAUAAUUGUUGGCGAUUAGUCCAUUUGGUUGCUAGAUUUCCUUUAUCCUCCCUGUUCAUCCUUGUUCCCUUUCUCCAUCAGCCAUUCCAAUCCCUGUGUUCUUCGCAGUUCCAUAGAGUUUUUAGUGUCCUUUCUGAAAUAAUUUUUGGAACAAAUGCAGCUUUCCAGAAGGGUUAACUUUCCAGGUGUAUUAUGGUUUUAUUGCCCAAUAAUAUACUUGACUAUAACUGAUAAAACGCAGCCAACUUUGAGCUAGUCAAGACUAGUGCAAGUCAUGUGUUUCCUAAAGAAAGGUGUAUGAGGAGCAAAGUGGCAUUUUAUAAAAUCCUCCUCAUUCUCCUUGGUGGCAAUUCUAGACAUUUUAUUGUGUAAUUUAUUAAAUAUUUUAAUCAGUAAUGUUACUCAAGCUGUGUGCAAACUGGACAUUUGAUACUUUAGUGUCCAGCAUUGCAAGCCAAAGAAUAUGUUGUAAACUAUAUCUUAAGAUAUAUGAAGCAGCUAUUAAUGCUAUCAUUUUGUAGGAAUAUACAAAAUAUGAAAUUUCUCAUUCUGCACACAAUUCUUGUAACAUUG
This is a messenger RNA of Schistocerca piceifrons (Central American locust), 2040 nucleotides long. Its product is annotated as ELAV-like protein 3. Gene Ontology annotation, molecular function: RNA binding. Lineage: Eukaryota; Metazoa; Arthropoda; Insecta; Orthoptera; Acrididae. The coding region runs from base 133 to 1323 and encodes 396 amino acids. The record is from RefSeq and is a predicted model, not a curated record. The transcript is spliced from 8 exons. Gene Ontology annotation, cellular component: ribonucleoprotein complex.